Messenger RNA from Neoarthrinium moseri, 1143 nucleotides. RefSeq lists its product as uncharacterized. The record is from RefSeq and is a predicted model, not a curated record. NCBI's taxonomy places the organism in Eukaryota, Fungi, Ascomycota, Sordariomycetes, Amphisphaeriales, Apiosporaceae. The transcript has a single exon. Gene Ontology annotation, molecular function: NAD binding; oxidoreductase activity, acting on the CH-OH group of donors, NAD or NADP as acceptor. Bases 1 to 1143 code for a protein of 380 amino acids.
AUGGCCGGCCAGCCAGGUCCAAAACGGCAGCCAUCACUUGCAAUAAUCGACGACUAUCUCGGCGUGUCAAAGCCUCAUUUCGCCAACUUACCACCUGAACGUAUCUCCAUCACCACAUUCAAGGACACUAUCGUCCCAAACAAUGAGGUGGAGCUCAAUCGCCUCGUCGAACGGCUACAGCCUUUCGAUGCCAUUUCUACAGUGCGUGAGCGCACGCCAUUUCCCAGUUCAGUACUGCGCAGGCUGCCCAAUCUCAGACUACUGCUAGCUACAGGCACCCAGUUCGAGACCUUCGACCUCGCCACAGCCCGUGAGCUUGGGCUUCCUGUCGCCGCCGCCCCAGGCCUGGGGCGGACUGACCAGCUGGCUAACACCUCCAUCCCGCCGCGUCCAAACAUCAAGAAGGGCGGCGCACAUCCCACGACUCAGCACACGUGGGCACUGAUUCUAGCUCUGGCCCGCAACGUGGCUAUUGACGAUGCCACGAUGAAGCGUGGCGGGUGGCAGAGCGGUCUCGCGACGGGGCUAACAGGCCUUACCCUCGGCAUCGUCGGACUUGGACGUCUUGGGGCCGCGGUGGCACGAAUCGGGCACCUCGCAUGGGGCAUGCAAGUCGUGUGCUGGAGCGCCAACCUGACGCAGGAGAAGGCGGACCGGAUGGCUGCUGAGGUGGGGUUGGAUCCGCAGGCAGGGGUUCCGGGCGGGGACGCCACCAGCAAGACGUUCCAAGUCGUCAGCAAAGACGAACUGUUCCGAACUGCGGAUGUCGUUUCUCUGCAUUAUGUGUUGAGUGAGCGAUCGCGGGGACUCGUCGGAGAGAGGGAACUGGCUCUCAUGAAGCAGUCAGGGCUUCUAGUGAACGCCUCAAGGGGCCCCCUGAUCGAUCAUGCAGCCCUGCUCGAUGUGCUGGAACGCGGAGGAAUCAGAGGGGCGGCCCUGGACGUUUUUGACACUGAACCACUACCGUCGGAGAGCCCUUGGAGACAAGAUGGGUACUGGGGCCGCGACGGACGCUCCCACCUUCUUACGACUCCUCAUAUGGGCUACGUCGAUGAAGGUUUAAUGAACACGUGGUAUGCUGAAACGGCCGAGAAUGUAGAGCGCUGGCUUGACGGGAAGGAUGUUUUACAUAGAAUAGCAUGA